This is a messenger RNA of Pistacia vera, 769 nucleotides long. Its product is annotated as mitochondrial import inner membrane translocase subunit TIM17-2-like. The record is from RefSeq and is a predicted model, not a curated record. Gene Ontology annotation, molecular function: transmembrane protein transporter activity. The coding region runs from base 43 to 711 and encodes 222 amino acids. Gene Ontology annotation, cellular component: TIM23 mitochondrial import inner membrane translocase complex; mitochondrial inner membrane. NCBI's taxonomy places the organism in Eukaryota, Viridiplantae, Streptophyta, Magnoliopsida, Sapindales, Anacardiaceae. The transcript has a single exon. Gene Ontology annotation, biological process: protein import into mitochondrial matrix.
AGCUUUGUAGGAGUGCUAGAUUUAUCUUCUUUUCCUUCGUCUAUGGGGACCCCAGAAACCUCUCGAGAGCCAUGUCCUGAUCGUAUUCUUGACGAUGUUGGCGGUGCAUUUGGAAUGGGUGCAGUUGGAGGUGCAGCAUUCCACUUCAUAAAAGGCAUAUAUAACUCUCCUUCCGGUUCACGUUUAGUUGGAGGCUCUCAAGCUGUACGCAUGAAUGCACCUCGUGUUGGUGGUAGUUUUGCUGUGUGGGGUGGCCUCUUCUCCACUUUUGACUGCACAAUGGUCUAUGUUCGACAGAAAGAGGAUCCAUGGAACUCAAUCAUAGCUGGUGCUGCCACUGGAGGAUUCCUUUCAAUGCGUCAGGGAUUUGGUGCUGCUUCCAGAUCAGCAGUUUUUGGUGGGGUUUUACUUGCUUUGAUUGAAGGAGCUGGGAUCAUGUUAAAUAAGGUUCUGAGUGCACCUCAGAAUAUCCCGGUCAUGGAAGAAUCAGUACCAAACAUGGCUGGUGUACCUGGAUAUCCAGUGGGGCAAUUGCCAGGUCAAGCCCCAUCAAUGGUUGAGAGUCCAUCGCCGUCUUCGUCUUCAUCUUCUUCUUGGUUUGGAGGUUUUUUUGGUGGUAAAAAGGAGGAAUCAGCGAAAAGUAGUGGAAGUAAGACAGAGGUCUUGGAGAGUUUUGAUGCUCCUCCGGUGCCAUCGUUCGAGUACAAGUGAAAUGAACAGCUAAGUUUUCUUUUUUCUAUAACAAUGCUUUUUAAUCAGCAUUUCAGCA